UUACCACUUGUUAGAUAGAUCACCAGUUUGUUGGAUAUUACAUUGUUUAAAAGUUGAACACUAAUUAUCAUUUAAUAAACGAUUUCAUACAAGUGUAGCAAUUUUUCUAAUAAUGCAGAAAAAUCAGUUUCGUUUUUGUUUAUAUUGUUUCGUAUCAUGUGUGUCGUUUGUUGUCACAGUCAGUGGAAAUGACAAUAAAAAUCUCAAAUUCACAAAGGAAACAGAUCUUGAUAGUUAUACCUGCCCCGGGCAGCAUGCAUUAUAUUUCAAAGAUAACUUGAGUAUAUCACAAUGUUUGGCAACAUGUGCUGAUUCUGAGGUAUGUUUCGGUGUUUUCCAUCGUCAGGAAAGUUCCCGAUGUAUUGGAUGCAGAGACAAGUUUCUAACCAGAAGAAACGCUCCAAUACUCCUCGGCACAACCUUCUAUAGACGUCGAUCUUACCUGGUAGUAACAAACGCAAAGACAUGGACUGAUGCGAAGAAUCAUUGUUUGGAGCUUGGAGGUUAUUUGGUAGACAUAAAAUCGCCGGCAGAAAAUGCAUUCAUAGAAAAACUACUUGAGUCUGUAAACUUUGAUGUAUGGCUUGGCGCAACAGACAUGGAAAAUGAGGGUGUUUUCAUUUGGCAGGAUGGAAGCAAUGUCAACAAUUAUUUUCAAAACUGGAAAGAUGGAGAGCCCACUAAUUCAGGUGGCAUCGAACAUUGUGUAGUCCGUGUUAAUCCGACUCGAAAGUGGUACGAUGUGUCAUGCGGUAGAACAUACCGAAGUGUUUGUGAGUUUGACUAAAACGUAACAAAAACGAAACGACAGUUUUCAUUAAAAACUAAAACAUCUUGUAACUGAUGUCACUUUGUGUUAUUUCUGAUCUUGCGUUUUAAUAUUUGAAUAUUUAAAAGAAUGCUUGAUGUAAAAAAAAUGAUUAAACAACUACCCAACACAUCCUCAUCGAUUUACUGUAAAAAUAUAUUCUAUUGUUGUAUUAGCCCGCUCUGUAUUCCAUACACCUUU
Ruditapes philippinarum (Manila clam) is the source of this 1009-nucleotide messenger RNA. RefSeq names its product collectin-11-like. The record is from RefSeq and is a predicted model, not a curated record. Lineage: Eukaryota; Metazoa; Mollusca; Bivalvia; Venerida; Veneridae. The transcript has 4 exons. Bases 113 to 787 code for a protein of 224 amino acids.